Molecule: messenger RNA, 945 nt
Organism: Branchiostoma floridae (Florida lancelet)
Lineage: Eukaryota; Metazoa; Chordata; Leptocardii; Amphioxiformes; Branchiostomatidae
Product: bombyxin B-2 homolog
Exons: 3
Coding region: 186-614 (142 amino acids)
Cellular component (GO): extracellular region
Molecular function (GO): hormone activity
Source: RefSeq, a predicted model, not a curated record
UGACGUCAGCACCAGACAGGUAUAAGGUAGACCGGUCCUGGUGGGAGCGUCCUCUCUCUCUCACCGCGCGCGCUCUGUCGUUUCGGCGGCGUUUGAGAAGAGCUAAGCCCGAGACACCCCCGCCAGAGGUCCGCUCCCCUGGGUGCUAAUCUACCAGACUGUACGGCAGACAUCAGAAGACGACCAUGAGUCCGUCAGGAGUGUUGCUGAUGACGUGUCUGUCGCUGAUUGGCUGCGCGGCUCCCGCCAGCUCUGCGUACCUGUGCGGCUCGACGCUGUUCGACGUGCUGAGCUGGGUGUGCGAGGGGCGCGGGGAGCCGGGGAUUAGCAAGAACCAAGAUGUUCCCAACGUGGACAACGAAGCCAGGCUCCACCCCCGAUCACCGCAGUUUUCCCGCCGAGUUCGCGAACUCAUCGACGACUGUUGCUUCAAUGUCUGCACCUUCGACACUCUGGAGAGCUAUUGCACUCCCUGGGCGGAAACACCCGAACCCAACCUGAACGACGCCGAGGACGCCGCGGAAAUUCCCGAUGGGGAGACGACGAUCUCGGCGAAGUUCGGGAGUGACCACGUGACCAGAGAACGAGACUCUCGCAAUGGAGUCUUGUCAUGACCUUGGCUAGCAGUGACCUUGGUUGUUCGAAAGUCCACAAAUGGAGACAACCUUCUGCGUAGUAUUACAGAGUUUAUAAACAUUAGGACUUCAUGUCCGGGCUGCUUUACAAAUGUUUAAAAGAUAUACAAGCCAAUCAGUGUUGGAUAAUUACUAUAAAAUUACUACUUAUAUCACCCAAACUUUCAAAGUGAGGCCGCCAUCUUUGCCGACGAUAAAUAGUAGAUCGCGCCAUUCACAAUUUCUUUCUGUAAUCAGAGCCGUACGAUUUUUUGCCGAAAAUUUGCUACUGCUACCUAUGUCUGACAUAUUUGCCUACAAGCUUUUUCUA